AUGGCAGACUACUCCAAGCCGGGCAACCAGGCCGAAUCUCCCAGCCAUACCGUCGAGGUGACUGCUACCAACGGGGACAGCCACGGCGCUGCUACGGAUGAGGCAGUAAGCCAGGGCCUGCAUCAACUGGAAGCCAGGAAGGUCCACUGGUACUCGUACCUGACGACGCCGGAUUUCUGGAUUGUGCUCUUGAUCGGCCAGGUCCUCGCGCUGUGCAUCACCGCCACGAACACCUUCUCGAGUUUGCUGGUCAACUAUGGCACGUCCGUCCCGGCCUUUCAGACUCUCUUCAACUACAUUCUACUGGCGUUGAUAUACCUAACCUACACCCUCUACAAGUACGGAUUCAAGAAGUUUGGCAAGAUCCUGCUGUACGAUGGGUGGAGAUACUUCAUCUUCAGCUUUCUGGAUGUCGAGGGCAACUACUUCACCGUGCUGGCGUAUCGCGACACCAACAUCCUGUCCGCGCAGCUCAUCAACUUCUGGGCCAUCGUGGUCGUUGUCAUUGCCUCGUUCAUCUUGCUGCGCGUACGAUAUAAGAUCUUCCAGAUCCUGGGUAUUCUGAUCUGCUGCGGUGGCAUGGGCAUACUGCUGGCUAGCGACCACAUCCAGGGUUCCAACGGCGGGCAGGGACAGAACAUGCUGAGGGGAGAUCUCUUCGCCUUGCUCGGCGCCACCCUCUACGGUCUCACCAACACCUUUGAAGAGUGGUUCGUCAGCAAGCGGCCCAUGUACGAAGUGCUAGCCUUCGUCGGCCUCUUCGGAAUGUGCAUCAACGGCGUCCAGGCCGCCAUCUUCGACCGCCAGAGCUUCCGGGACGCGACAUGGAACGGCGACGUCAUCGGCUACAUCGUGGGUUACACGCUGGCGCUCACGCUCUUCUACUCCAUCGUGCCGUUCCUACUGCGCAUCGCCUCGGCCGCCUUCUUCAACAUCUCGCUGCUGACCGGCAACUUCUGGGGCACCAUCAUCGGCAUCCACGUCUUCGGCUACGCCAUCCACUUCCUGUACCCCAUCGCCUUUGUGCUGAUCAUACUCGGCCUCAUGGUCUACUUCCUCGCCGGCAGCAUGCUGGGCGAGUCCAAGAAGCCCUGGCUGGGCGACAACCAGGAGGCGGGCGUGGCUGGCUUCGGUACCGCGAAGCUGAAGGCGCUCAACGAGGUGAGGAAGCAGGGCUUGGCUCCUGAGAAUGCGGUUUAG
Messenger RNA from Anthostomella pinea, 1200 nucleotides. NCBI's taxonomy places the organism in Eukaryota, Fungi, Ascomycota, Sordariomycetes, Xylariales, Xylariaceae. The record is from the annotation of a GenBank genome assembly.